Molecule: messenger RNA, 1081 nt
Organism: Ipomoea triloba (trilobed morning glory)
Lineage: Eukaryota; Viridiplantae; Streptophyta; Magnoliopsida; Solanales; Convolvulaceae
Product: START domain-containing protein 10
Exons: 5
Coding region: 241-960 (239 amino acids)
Molecular function (GO): lipid binding
Source: RefSeq, a predicted model, not a curated record
AAAAAAAAAAAGAAGAAUGGAGAGAUAUAGAUAAUGACUUGUUGCAGUUGUAAUCAUGGGAGUUCUUCUGGCAUUCCAUGUGCUUCAAUCAACUCCUCCCACUUCCUAUUAUUCUACAAAAACAAUCUAAUACUAAUUCUACUACUUUCACUUCCCAUUAUAUAUACUCAUUCUUCUCCCUCUCUUUUUUCCAAUGUUCUAGGAUAACAAUUCAUCAAAUUCUCCGAAGAAAUCUCCAGGAUGAGUAGUACUAUAAGUCCAGCACCUUGUACUAGAUCAUGGUCGAUUAGUGAGGAUUCGUUGAGGAGAUAUGUGUUCCAUGCCAGUGAGAAUUGCAUCCAGGAGUUGCUGUCGGCGUCGGACUCCGGCGACCGGGGAUGGAAAAUAUUGGGCAUAGAUAACGGCGGCGUCGAGAUAUCGAAACGCCGGUCAGGUUCGCUUCAUACUUUCCGGAGCCGUUGGCUGCUAAAUUCUGUUUCUCCUCAACAGUUCAUGACUGUAGCUAAUGCCAUCGAUGCUGCAAGGCAAUGGGACCGUGACUUAGUAGAAGCCAGAUACAUUAAAGAUCUCGAAGAUAACCUAAGCAUAAUACGCCUUAGGUUUGGAGACAGCUCCAAGCCUCUCUUCCGGAACAGAGAAUUUAUUGUCUAUGAGCGACGUGAAACUAUGGAUGAUGGAACUUUGGUAGUAGCAGUGGCUUCUCUUCCAAAAGAGAUAGCAGCAGGGUUGCAGCCAAAGCAAAACAAUGCAAUACGAGGCCUACUAUUGCAGUCAGGCUGGGUGGUUGAGAAACUUUCCGACCACUCUUGCAUGGUCACUUACGUUGUUCAGCUAGACCCUGCAGGAUGGCUGCCCAAGUGCUUCGUGAAUAGAUUGAAUACAAAAUUAGUUAUGAUAAUUGAAAACCUUAAAAAGCAAGUGCUGGCUUGUCCCACCAAUGUUGUUGAACAUGAUUCAUGAUUAUUGCUACUGUACAAACGCAAAGGAAACUAAAGCUGAGUAAUAUAUUUUAUAUGAUAUGAUGAAGAAAUCAGAUAUGAUUAUUAUAGUUAAAUACAUAUGAAUCAAAAAGUUGAACAUA